Oryzias melastigma (Indian medaka) is the source of this 1111-nucleotide messenger RNA. RefSeq names its product adipogenesis associated, Mth938 domain containing (gene aamdc). The transcript has 3 exons. Gene Ontology annotation, cellular component: cytoplasm. The record is from RefSeq and is a predicted model, not a curated record. NCBI's taxonomy places the organism in Eukaryota, Metazoa, Chordata, Actinopteri, Beloniformes, Adrianichthyidae. Gene Ontology annotation, biological process: positive regulation of fat cell differentiation. The coding region runs from base 575 to 943 and encodes 122 amino acids.
UUGCUACGAAAACAUAUAAUGGGUAUUUUUUAAUCAAACAAAAACUAAUGUAUUAAACGCAAGUUUAUUAAUUAGUUAAGCUAAUCAUAAAAACUGUUUGAAAAUUUUGGAAUUAAAAAAUGUCAAAAAUCGUUAGUUUUGAUGAGAGAUAACUAGCAGGCACCGUUGUAUUUUAUGAAAUAGUUUUUAAAAAAAAAUACGCAUUUCAAACACUUUAACUUAGUUCUUUCAUUUCUAUUUUUUUAUUGAGCAAACGAGAACGUGUUUAAGAUAAUAUUUAAAAAAAAAAAAAGUCCUUUCCCUUUAAGAAAGUGAGAACUACUCGGGGGCGUGGUUUAUAUCUGACGUCACCGACUACAAGUAAACAGCAGCUCGGGUCUCCGCUCCAAGUUUUCUCGACAAAAAAGCUGCGAACAAACAGUCAGACUUUUCUUUGGGGUCAUUUUUUUGACAGAAUACCGUCUGUGACACCAGUUUAGGAGGCUCUGGUCCGGAGUGGAGCUCCUGUCGAACCGGCUCCCAGUUUUGACUCCUGCCGCUCACCAGCAGAGCUUCAGACCUGCAGACCUGGAUCAUGUCCUCCCCUGAGAUCGCCUCCCUGUCAUGGGGCCACAUGAAGGUCAAAGGUUGCUCCUCCAGCUAUAAGGACUGUAAGGUGUGGCCUGGAGGCAGCCGGGCUUGGGACUGGAGAGAGACCGGGACCAAUCAUCACCCAGGGGUUCAGCCUGCUGACCUGGAGGAGGUGCUGAAGAAAGGGGUGGAGCUACUGAUCAUCGGCAGAGGCAUGAGUGAAGCUCUGCAGGUUCCCUCCUCCACACUGGACUUCGUGAAGCAGAAUGGCGUGGACGUCCGGGUCUUUCAGACCGAGAAGGCCGUGGCUGAAUACAACAAGAUGGCAGUGCAGGGCGCCAAAGUGGGCGGAGUCUUCCACUCCACCUGCUGAGUCGCUUCUUCUGGACUGAUGAGGAGCAGCUCCAGAAUCUGGACAGAACCGUUUCUGGUUAUUGAGUCUCUGGUGGAAUGGUUCAGCUGCUGUGGACCCAGAACUUUCAGAAUUACGUUCUGGAGGACGGAACCACAUGAUGACGCCAAAAUAAACGUCUGAAAUUCA